UCCUCAUUCCACAUUCACUCCUUUCUUGUUUUGCUUUCUUUCUCUGCAAAAACACUCUCUCGUUGAUGUGAUUCUCCACUUAUAUUGUCUUACCCAACCAAAAAAAACAAACCCUAAUCAAACUUUAUAAAAAGAGAAAGAUCAAGAACCAUGGUUUUUUCUUCUCUUCCAGCUUAUCUUGAUCCAGCCAACUGGCAACAACAAAUAAAUCAUCAUCAUCAUCAUCUUCAUCAUCCGCAUCCUCAUCCUCAUCAGCAACACGGAGCAAGUACCGGUGUAAACACUCACCUUCUUCCUCCUCCUCCGCCUCCUCCUCCACCUCCACCGCCUCCUCCACCACCAGCUCCUCAUGGAAGUGGCGGUGCUGGUUCAAUCCGGCCAGGUUCAAUGGCGGAUCGAGCUCGUAUGGCUAACAUACCUAUGCCAGAGUUGGCACUAAGAUGUCCAAGAUGUGAUUCGACAAACACUAAGUUUUGUUACUUCAAUAACUACAGUCUUUCACAGCCUAGGCACUUCUGCAAAACCUGUAGGCGCUACUGGACAAGAGGCGGCGCCCUAAGGAAUGUCCCAGUUGGCGGCGGUUGCAGGAGGAACAAGAGAACCAAAGGCGGCGGAAGUAGCUCAAAGUCUCCCGUAAGUAGUGAUCGGCCAACAGGUUCUGGUUCUUCAAGCACUGUCUCUUGUAAUAGUGGAGGCAGUGAUAUACUAGGCCUUGGACCACAGAUUCCACCUCUGAGAUUCAUGGCUCCUCUUCAUCAUCAUCUUAAUGAGUUUGCUGAUAUUGGGUUAAAUUACGGUGCCCUUUCAGCACCCGUUGGAGGUACAGCUGAUCACUUGAAUUUUCAGAUAGGGAGUGCUUUAGCUAGUGCUGGUCUUGGUGGAAGCAGCGGCGGUGGAGGUAGCAGUAGCGGUGGUGGUAUUGUUGGCGGUGGUUCUCUUUUGUCAAUGGGUGGUUUAGAGCAGUGGAGGCUGCAACAAGGACAGCAAUUUCCAUUCUUGGGUGGGUUAGAUUCUUCUUCUUCUGGUGGCGGCGGUGGUGGUGGUGGAGGCGGUGGUGGUGGAAUAUACCACCCCUUUGAGGGUGGAAAUGAACCAUCUGGCUACGGUGGUCAAGUUAGGUCAAAGUUUUCUUCUUCCUUGGCUUCUCAAUUCGCCUCAGUGAAAAUGGAAGACAAUCAAGGGCUUAAUUUGUCAAGGCAAUUCUUGGGUUCAGUGAAUAACCAAGGAAAUGAUCAGUAUUGGAGUGGCAAUGCAUGGACUGAUCUUUCUAAUUUUAGCUCUUCUUCCACUACCAAUCAAUUAUAGACUUUGCUUGUCUGAAGAUUAACCAGAAAACCCUAGAAUGCCAUGCUUCUAUAGUUUUUUUUUUUCAUUUCUUUGUUACUUCUUAUUAGAAUGUAGUUUUAGGUUGCAAUGUUUUAAUUAGAAUGUGAGUGUGUAAGGUGGAAGUAUGGCGAUCAACUCUAUCAUACACAAAUGCUAUUGAAAUGCUUUAUAGUAAUAUGUUUUUUGAGUUGCA
Molecule: messenger RNA, 1519 nt
Organism: Mercurialis annua (annual mercury)
Lineage: Eukaryota; Viridiplantae; Streptophyta; Magnoliopsida; Malpighiales; Euphorbiaceae
Product: dof zinc finger protein DOF2.4-like
Exons: 2
Coding region: 151-1305 (384 amino acids)
Biological process (GO): regulation of DNA-templated transcription
Molecular function (GO): DNA-binding transcription factor activity; DNA binding
Source: RefSeq, a predicted model, not a curated record